AUGUUGGGCCUCGCAAAGAGAAUUGGUGCGAGAUUCCUAAUCACGAGUACAAGUGAGGUGUAUGGUGAUCCUCUUGAGCAUCCACAAAAGGAGACAUAUUGGGGACAUGUAAAUCCCAUUGGGGAAAGGAGUUGCUAUGACGAAGGCAAGAGAACAGCUGAGACUUUAGCUAUGGACUAUCACCGUGGAGCAGGUGUCGAGGUACGUAUUGCUCGCAUUUUCAAUACGUAUGGGCCCCGCAUGUGUCUCGAUGAUGGGCGUGUUGUCAGCAACUUUGUCUCCCAGGCAAUUCGGAAACAACCGAUGACUGUCUAUGGUGAUGGGAAGCAAACCCGAAGCUUCCAAUACGUGUCCGAUUUGGUUGAUGGAUUAGUGGCGCUGAUGGAAGGUGAGCACGUGGGCCCAUUCAACUUGGGGAAUCCAGGAGAAUUCACGAUGCUGGAACUUGCCGAGGUUGUGAAGGAAACUAUUGAUCCCAGUGCAACAAUUGAGUUUCGACCAAAUACUGCUGAUGAUCCUCAUAAGAGGAAGCCAGAUAUCAGCAAAGCAAAAGAGUUCCUCAACUGGGAACCAAAGAUUUCUCUGCGCGAAGGUUUGCCUCGAAUGGUGGACGAUUUUCGAAACCGCAUCUUGAAUGAAGAUGAAGGAAAGGGGAACUAA
Messenger RNA from Striga hermonthica, 660 nucleotides. Lineage: Eukaryota; Viridiplantae; Streptophyta; Magnoliopsida; Lamiales; Orobanchaceae. The record is from the annotation of a GenBank genome assembly.